CCUAUCCCUUCCAUCCGUCUCACCCCAAUUCGUCCAGCCGCCCUCCACAUUCGCACCGAUCCUCACUGCGGGCGCAGAUACCACGCGUCGAAGGCGCUCUCCGAGAACACCGACCUCCUCGGGAAGUGCGCCCCUUACUCCGCCACGAUCUGGAAGCGUUUCCGGAACGAAGUCUGCGCCGAGUGCUGGCGCUACGACCGCGGUCGAAAGACCUUCCUCACCCGCAAGGACGACGAAGGCUUCCAGCGGCCCGACGCCCCGGGAUCUGGAGCCAGCGGUGUGACCGGAGCCGGGCUCUCGUUCUGCGACGCGCAGUGCCAGCGCAGCUGGAUCGACCGCGAGGGGCUCGACGCCGUCGCUGCGCUCAGGCGCCUCGAAGCUGCCCGCCAGAAGAAACCCGCCAAACCGGCCCCCGACUCGCCCCAAGGCGCACCGUCCGGGCAGCCCACGGACGUCACCCAAGCGGCCGCAGACGCCGCCUGGGCCGCCCUGUCCGCGCAGGAGAGCUCGCCGAAAGCGGUCCGGCGCUGGGCCACCCUCCAGCUGGACGACUACGAGGCGGACAUGGCCCGAUACGUCCUGCUAGCUCUCCUCCGCUACCUCCGCGAGCUCCCGCCGCCGCCGCAUCCUCGACCGCAUCCGGCCGGGGCUGCGAUGGGCGCAUCCUCCCAGGCAGAAGGACCGCAGGAGCAUUGGUCGAACGACAGAUGGGCGACGUUCGCGUCGCUGCAGACCAAUGAGCUCGCGCUUCUACGGGCGUGCCCCGGGAUCUUGGAACACCAAACCCUAGUCUACAGCGUCCUUCGCGCGCGCUUUCGCCCGAACCCUCAGACAAGGUUCCCAGGCGGGACAGAUGUGGGAGGGCAGUCUUCGCUGGCAGAUCUUGUGACCGUAGAAAACAUCCGGACGAUAUUUGGCGUAGACCCAGGAAACGCGUUUGGGAUCUGGGAGACGCCGCUGAUGGAAGAAAGCGAGUGUCUCGGGUUCGCGGUGUACCCAAUGGCGUCUUUCUUUAAUCAUAGUUGCUCACCGAAUGUGCGAAAAGAAAGACAAGGUCGAGUACUACGCUUCGUCACUACCUCUGGAGCAGACGACGGAGAGGAGCUGUGCAUCAGCUACGGUCCAAAUGUGGAAGGCAUGGGAUGGGAGACUCGUCAAAAGGAGCUUUUAGAGGGAUGGUACUUUGCGUGCCGGUGUGCGCGUUGCGUCUCCGAAAUGGUGAGGAGCGGGAACGAAGGGAUUGGGCGAUAA
Messenger RNA from Epithele typhae, 1251 nucleotides. Its product is annotated as SET domain-containing protein. Gene Ontology annotation, cellular component: nucleus. The annotation marks the transcript as partial. Lineage: Eukaryota; Fungi; Basidiomycota; Agaricomycetes; Polyporales; Epitheliaceae. Gene Ontology annotation, molecular function: protein binding. The record is from RefSeq and is a predicted model, not a curated record. The transcript is spliced from 4 exons.